Homarus americanus (American lobster) is the source of this 2390-nucleotide messenger RNA. Its product is annotated as peptidoglycan-recognition protein SC2-like. The record is from RefSeq and is a predicted model, not a curated record. NCBI's taxonomy places the organism in Eukaryota, Metazoa, Arthropoda, Malacostraca, Decapoda, Nephropidae. The coding region runs from base 172 to 1083 and encodes 303 amino acids. Gene Ontology annotation, molecular function: N-acetylmuramoyl-L-alanine amidase activity; zinc ion binding. The transcript has 8 exons. Gene Ontology annotation, biological process: peptidoglycan catabolic process.
CAGUCACCCCUUGGCCGCCUGUAGUAUAAGCUAGGCAGCUGCAGGUGUUCUAAUCUCUGGGUAAUUGAGGUGCCGUAGGGCAGUAGUCUCUAGCAUAUCUCGGGGACCAGGCGGGGUGACAGUACUCCAGACGGGGAAGCACCUCAUUCCUGAAGAUCGUUACGAGUUACGAUGUUGAAAAUGUACGCGGUGAUAGCGGUGGGGCUGGUAGUCCUUCAUCAGGGACAGUGUCAGCCAGUACCCGGGUGUUGUUACUGCGUUGAUGACAGUGGAAACAACGUCACCGCUUUCUGGUCAGAUCGUGUUUCCCUUUGGUGGCAACGAGUCUACUGGGAUAAUAGGUGGGGUUGGAUCCCUCAUCUCUGGAUUGGAACAACUUGUACAGAGGAACACAAGGACCAUACAGUUGGCGCUUGCUUUGAGGCAACAGGUUAUAAGGAAUCUUGCUCACCUAAACGAGUCACCUAUGAAGUCACCUAUGGACCCCGAACGGCCUGGAUCACGUCAGAGCACCUACAGGCGAGUGCGUCAUCCAAGUGUGCUGGGAUGGGCGGCGACUGUUCAAGGCUACAGUUUGUGACCCGUGCUGAGUGGGGGGCUCGUGACCCAGUGUCUAGGGAACCCAUAAUUCCCCCAUUCAGCGGGGUGUUCGUCCACCACUCCGCCAUGGCCAGGUGUAACACAAGUGAGGAGUGUGUCGCCGAAGUACAAGAAAUACAGAAACUCCAUAUGGAUAAAAACGGAUGGGAUGAUAUUGGCUACCACUUUUUGGUUGGUGAAGAUGGUAGAGUGUAUGAGGGUCGUGGCUGGAACGCUCGCGGGGCACACGCACGGGCGCACAACGCAUGGACCUACGGUAUAUGCGUGAUGGGCAACUAUGUCAUGGCUUUACCCAAUGACCGAGCUCUGACGGCCUUGAGGGAUAUAAUGGACUGUGGGGUAAAACAGGGGAAAAUAACCCAGGGCUUUGAGGUGUUUGGCCACAGGGAUGGAGUGUGUACUGAGUGCCCAGGACAGAUGUUGUAUGAAGAGAUUCAGACGUGGCCUUACUACUCUCACAGAACUAUACCUAUUUACUGUUAACCUGCUACUGUUAACCCAUUACCUUACUGCUGUUAACCCAUGACUACUGUUAACCCAUUACCUUACUGCUGUUAACCCAUGACUACUGUUAACCCAUUACCUUACUGCUGUUAACCCAUUACCUUACUGCUGUUAACCCAUGACUACUGUUAGCCCAUUACCUUACUGCUGUUAACCCAUGACUACUGUUAGCCCAUUACCUUACUGCUGUUAACCCAUGACUACUGUUAGCCCAUUACCUUACUGCUGUUAACCCAUGACUACUGUUAGCCCAUUACCUUACUGCUGUUAACCCAUGACUACUGUUAACCCAUUAUCUUACUGCUGUUAACCCAUUACUACUGUUAACCCAUUACUACUGUUAACCCAUUACUACUGUUAACCCAUUACCUUACUGCUGUUAACCCAUUACUACUGUUAACCCAUUACCUUACUGCUGUUAACCCAUUACCUUACUGCUGUUAACCCAUUACUACUGUUAACCCAUUACUACUGUUAACCCAACACCUUGCUGUUGUCAUACUCUCCUGCCUUCGUAUACACGUUAGUCAUCAAAGGGUUAAACCAUCCACCUCAAAGGGCUGAACACCAUCCUCAGAGGAUUAAACCAUCGUCCUGAAAGGGUUGAACUAUUGUCCGAAAGGGAAUAAAACAUCAUACUCAUAAGGAUUAAACCAUCGUCCUGAAAGGGUUAAACCUUUAUUCUCAAAGGGUUAAAUCUACCUGUAAUUGUACGGUAGAAAAAUACGUUCACCUUUUUGCAGUUUUUCAUUUAAUUACGUUUGGUUAUAUAGUUGAUUCGGAAGUGUGGAUAAUUAGGUAAUUAAUUGAUAAAUAACCAUGAUUACCAUUUAGUUAAUUAUUAUCAUUAAAAAAAUCAUAAUAGUGUGUUUUUCUGAUCUUGACUGGGAUAUUUCACAUUAGCGUUAAUAAUGAUAUAUACAGUAUUGAUUAAGUCUGGUGAAAUAUAUGGUGGUGAAAUUGAAAAUAUUAUUAUAGUGGUGUAAAAAUAUUAGUGCUUUUAUUUUCCAUUGUUGGGUCUAUAGAUGGUGUAUUGGGGAGUGGGGUCGCGUGAUGUCUCGAGUUCACAGGUUCGUAUGUCUCUGGGUUCGUGAAUGGAAUAGGAUUUUUUCACCCGAUUGCUUUGUUUGAGAACUCGUGCAAACAAACUACCUUAUUAAGUCAUUAGACGAGAGUUGAUUGGCCAGAGCUUCAUAAUAUUAAUGUGAAAUUAUUAUUGAAUAUGAUUAUUAUUAUUAUUAUUAUUAUGAUGAUGAUGAUGAUUUGAUAUUAAACUAAAUAAAUCA